UAUUCGCAGCUCGUCGUUACCGUUUAGCUUUGCCUUUAUCGCUUAUCAAGUCGUCGCACUACGAAGGCACGAACAUUCAAUCGUCCAGUAGACAUCACGGACCAUUGAAUACGCAUCAUGGACGACACAAGCGUUGAGCGACCAGCAGAACGCCUAAGCGUACUCAAAUAUCUUGCAUAUUGGGGCAUCGUGUCCGCCGUCUUGGUACUCAUCAUGGCCAUUCUAGGUUUCAUCAGUCUGCCCUCAGUAAAGUGGACGACGGUAGCUCCUCGAAGACAUUCGGCAGCUAAACCAUACCGGGUUCCCCGCCGUUUACGAGUUCAGCAGGCCCCUACCGCCAACGGUUCUUCAGUGCACCUCUGUGGUUCCCGCGCCUGCGUUGAACAAGCCUCGCGUCUUCACGCAGAACUGGAGUACUCCGUCGACCCCUGCGCAGACUUUUACCACUUCGCUUGCUCUCGUUGGAUUCAGAGACACGAGAAGACAUCGCAAGACCAGGUCUUGUCGAACCUAUAUGCAAACAAACUAGCGGACCUACUAGAAGAAGAACAUCCCGAAGUUCCUGAGAUGAAAUAUUUCUUCGGUAACUGCGUACACCCAGAGGAAAAUCUGUUUACUGACGUCCGCGCGACCUUCUUUUACUUGCUCGGCUUUUCUGACUGGCCAUACUUGAGUUCGGCGGCUCUCCUUGUGUCUCCAGAACAAGUUUCCGCCAAGAUAGGAGCUGUCUUCCGGGAGAUGGGUAUAGAGUCAUUGUUUCGAUUCUCAGUAGCUGAGGAUCCGGACAAGCCACGGCUGAAAUAUCUAGCUUUGGAGGAACCACGUUUGCUUUCCUUAUCUCGUGAUUCGGCUUGGAUGGACACAGCUUACAAGAGACUGAUGGAAUUCUACGGGAAGUUCUCUGACACCAAUAUCACGAAGAUAGAGCAGGACUUGAUAUCGUUGAUGGAACGUCCCGAUUUGGAUCCUUUGGCAUUAAAGCGCUGCAAGACUAUGACGCUAAUUGAUUUUCCAGCCAUCGACUACUUACGGUGGGGAACGCUGUUCCGUAACGCGUUUGGUACAGACGCAAUCUACGAGCAAGACGUCGUUAAACUGGCGUGUGCUGGAUAUGUUAUGAACCUUUUCAACCGCGGUGCUUUGCCUAAGGUGACUGAUCUUCUCAACUACAUUCUUUUCCGUAUAGUUGUCACAUUGAGUCCGCUAAUGGCCAAUGCUACUUUACGCGACGCCACUUCGUACGCUUACGUUCCUUCUGGCGCGACUCCUCGCCACUUAUGCGUGCGGCUCCUUGAUAACUACGAACCAGCAGUCCCGAUGUACCUCGCUUAUAACGACAGCACCAAGUACUUCGGUGGAUUUCGCGAUCUGGAAGACCUAGCUGUUAACCACCUUAGUGGCGCGUUUGAGAAGCACGUGAAUGAAGUGUUUCGUACUACCGGUGAGUUCCGUGUGUCUGCCCUUAAGGCACUGCAGGGGGUCUCUUGGGAUCUGUUUCUACCAGGACCUAUGGAGGACACGACCUUUAGGAAACAGUACUUAGACGGCCUUUACUCAAACACGCCCAUGUCACCAUUGGCAUACUUUUAUUAUUUUUGGAUUAAGAAGACGGUCAUGCGACGACGUCGCUCAUCUGUGGGACGACCACGGGAAGACCGUCUGUGGACGGGAUGGACUGGGGGUUUUUUGAGCAAUUUUCCACGGCUGGAGACCCCGUACCAUCACCUUGAGAUUCCCCUGCCUGUCUUUGAUUUUGAGAUGUCCCCCGACUCUUCGGUGAGGCACCUACAUAUUCCACGCGUGGCACCAAGGAUGUACCACGUCCUCUUGAGGUUCCUCUACCACAGAGCGUUGAACGAUGACCACGAGGGUGAUGAAAGUCCAGCUGCUAUCUUCGAAAGGGUUCGCCGAUGUGUGCAAGAGCAGUAUGCAAGUAUCCAAGCUGCGACACAGGCUACCUUGGCGGAUGUGCUGGACGUGAUCGCCCUGGUUCCUGCUCUGGAAGCAUAUCGAUCCUAUCUGCCGGACGAGGUGGAUUAUCGUCUUCUAACUGCGCAGGACCUGAGCAGCCGACAGCUAUUCUUCAUCUACUAUGCAAGUUCUUUUUGCGAGACAGAAGAUGUAUCCCGCACAGGAACGUCGGGCCGCCUUCGCGUGAAUGGUCCUCUAAGAAACAUGCCAGAGUUCGCAGAAGCAUUCAAGUGUCCUCCGGGUUCUUUCAUGAACCCAACUAAAGUGUGCGCCCUGGCAGAGUUAUGAGAAGACAUGUGGGAUAUCUUGAUCGCAUAAUCUCCCAAAAAAUAUAACCGUAGGUCACCUGAGUGGUUUCAUUGUACUGUUACAACAUUUGACCGUAUCAAAGAUGAAUUGUUUAUGGCA
This is a messenger RNA of Ornithodoros turicata, 2379 nucleotides long. Its product is annotated as neprilysin-like. The record is from RefSeq and is a predicted model, not a curated record. NCBI's taxonomy places the organism in Eukaryota, Metazoa, Arthropoda, Arachnida, Ixodida, Argasidae. Gene Ontology annotation, cellular component: plasma membrane. The transcript is spliced from 2 exons. Gene Ontology annotation, molecular function: metalloendopeptidase activity. The coding region runs from base 118 to 2259 and encodes 713 amino acids. Gene Ontology annotation, biological process: protein processing.